AUGGGCCAAAAGAAACAAAUCAAGUUUCAAAAUGUCAUAUCAAAGAUGUCAGAAAAAAGCCCAGCUAAACCUGAGAAAGGAGAAUUUUUUGAUAGUGAAGAGAUUUUUGAUGCAGCCGGGCAAUCAAAAUUUAUUCUGGAGAAACUUCAGCAUUAUAUAGAACAUCCCAACCUGGCCCAGUACUACAAGCCUUUGAAGCCCACUGCGCUGCAGAAAUUCCUGGCUCAAAGCAGGAAAACCACAAGCUUCAUGUUAAAAGUGACAGAGUAUGACCAGGACAAGGCCUUGCUGAUUAUAACCAACAACCCACCUCCCUGCUCAAUCACUCAGCAAGAAAAGAGCAGUGCGCCCAAAUACUUCUCCAAAGAAUUACUGCUCAAGGUAAUGGAAAGUCCUCAUCAGCACCAAUCCAUUGAGAGCCUCUGGCCACCUGUGAUGCCUCAGAAAAAUAAGUUAAGGUCUGGGCUGAAACCAGUCUUCCCUCUAAUACUGUCUGGCGAUCCUACUUCCAAGCGAGAACAAUGGUUUAGGUUUUCCACGGACAAUGAUUUCAAGAGUGAGGGGAAGUAUUCAAAAGUGUACGCUUUGAGGAAACAGAAAGAAAUGUACCCUCAGCUCAGCUUCGCUCUGGACCGUGAAAGAGAUAUGAGGAAAGAUGCUCCCCAGAAGUCAGAGAGUAAAAGGCCGACCUCCCGGGCGGCUCGGGAGCCACUAACCCUCUCCUCGCUCCUGCAAGAGAAGCCCACCAAGACCGCGCCCGGGGAAAGCGCCUUCCGCAACGGGAGGGCCCCGCACUGGAUUGUCAACAAUGCCAUCGUCACGAAGUGA
Molecule: messenger RNA, 828 nt
Organism: Carlito syrichta (Philippine tarsier)
Lineage: Eukaryota; Metazoa; Chordata; Mammalia; Primates; Tarsiidae
Gene: TSGA13
Product: testis specific 13
Exons: 7
Coding region: 1-828 (275 amino acids)
Source: RefSeq, a predicted model, not a curated record